AUGUCCAUUUGUCACAUGGCAUCCAGAUUUGGUCGUGCCAGCAAACAUUUGGACGUAUUGUCUAUAUUCGAGGCCAGUAACAUGAUAGAGCAACAGCAUCAGCAGCAGCAGUUGAAGCAUAACGAGCAUCAUCAGCAACAACAACAACAACAUGAAUCUGCACGUCAGCCAAACAUUUCAACCAUUUCAGCCAAAAGGACACCCAUGCAGCUACCACCACCUCAGGCGACUUCAAAUGACCUCUAUCGCACAAAUGGUUCCACAGGCAACAAUGCUGAGCUGCGACCCUUAACUGUGUCCCAAUUGGAUUUGGCCAAUAAUGGAUUGGGUAGACGGCUCCAUAGACAGGACUCGGAAACUGGUUCCUUCAAUGCCCACAGCAGAGGCAGACUAAAAGAUUCAGGGGGUGGUGUCGGUGUCAGCAGUACAAACUCCAACAAUAUGCAUUCCAACGAAGCUCCAACAGCUGUCCUAGUCAACUCUGCUGCGGACAAUCGCCAUCGCAGAUGUGGCAGCACCAACAGCACCCGCAGCAAUCAACUAAGAAAACCCAGUUCCUCAAGUGGUGGUGGUCGUACCACCACCUCAUCGGCGGCAGCCUAUUCCGGUAUGAAUCCCAGCUCAGCCCAGCAACAAAUGAAACCUGCCUCUCAGCUCACAAAUCCCGCUGCAGUGCGUCCCAUCACCCAACAGCCCCACCAAAACUCCAACAACAUGUCAUCCUCCUCCAACCCGACAUCAAGCCAAGCCAAGAAACCCGCCACGGAUCGCAGUGAUGACGAACGGUUAAGCACCACAGCCGAUAGCACGGGAGGUUGUGGUGGCGGUGCCGGUGAAUCCCGACGCAUGCAUCGUCGUCGUCGCUCACGACGAAGAAAUAAACCAAUGAAUGGCGGCGGCGAAGGCAUGUCAUCAUCCCCAUCCGAUUCAUCCUCUUCCUCAUCGUCGGGCUCAUCGACCGCCUCGAGCUGUAAUGGUUCCUGUAGUUCAGAUGAUGGGGAGUCAUCUACCUCGUCGGGUGAACCGAAUUUGCCAUAUCCGGGAUUUCCUGCAGUUGCAUUGAAGUAUCUGACACAGGAUACGAGGCCUAGGAAUUGGUACAACAACAACAAAGGAAACCUCUUAGAGUAA
Musca domestica (house fly) is the source of this 1131-nucleotide messenger RNA. RefSeq lists its product as uncharacterized. The record is from RefSeq and is a predicted model, not a curated record. The transcript has 4 exons. Lineage: Eukaryota; Metazoa; Arthropoda; Insecta; Diptera; Muscidae. Bases 1 to 1131 code for a protein of 376 amino acids.